AUGGCCAAGUGAUUAUCUAUUUGGUACUAUUUAUUUGUGAGGCAGAGAAAAUGGUGAAUACUCGAAACUGAGAAAAAGCUACUUCAGCGUAUAGCUGGAGAUUUUGCAGUAAUUGCUGCUGACUCUGAAAAAGAAAUUGAUGAGGCGUUUGAUGAGCUAGAGAAGUUGGAAGAUGAACUAUGGGAAUUUGAGGAUGAAAUGGAUGAAGCUGAUAUAGACGAUAAAGAUGAAAGGGAAGAAGUUGAGGACAUACAUAGGGAAGCAGAAGGAGAGAUGGAGGAAAAACUGCUGGCCUGAGCUGCAAGACUUGAAGAUGAGGUUUUGGAUGAGCGAGAGUUGUCAUCGUCAGAGAUUUGCACGAAAACAGUUAGCGAAAGACAAGAUGAGGGUAAAGAAAUUUGUAGAGAAGUGGAACCUAGCGGACAAGGCGAAGCAAAAUUGAAAGAGGUGAAAAAGGCAAAAAUGGUAAAUUUAAAAAAUCAAAAAAAGGUAAAAAGGGCAAAAAAGGCAAAAGAAGGAAAAAAGGUUAAAGCGGUUGGAGCACUGGAACUUAUGAUACUUGGCAAUUAG
This is a messenger RNA of Blepharisma stoltei, 570 nucleotides long. The record is from the annotation of a GenBank genome assembly. NCBI's taxonomy places the organism in Eukaryota, Ciliophora, Heterotrichea, Heterotrichida, Blepharismidae.